AUGAAAGUCGAUCCCAUAGCCCAUGAGAAGCGAUAUUCCGAUUCCUUCGUGGGGAAGGUGAAGGCAGCCGCUCUACCGUUGGUCAAGUCUAAAAUCGCUCUCGGAACUAACAAUCUCAUGAUGGAUUCCGAUAUUAAACACGAGGAGCCGGAGGCGGAGGCAGAGCCCCAAUACAAGCGUAAGAAAUUAUCAGAUCCCCAAAUCUGCAUCGUGUGCAAGUUCAGCGAUGCAACAUCCAACGGCUACGACAUUGUAAUUGCACCAACAUCAUCAUCAUCAUCAUCAUCAUCAUCAUCAUCAUCAUCCCCCAGCACUAUCACUAUCACGCCUGCCCUCCGCCUCAAAACCGCCGACAUACACACUGAAAACCGGUUUGCAGCCUGUGGUCUGGGUUCCACUCUCUAUCUGUUUGAACACGAACCCUCCACGUCAGCAUACAGGCUUGACCUGUCCCCGCACCUCGCCUCUGGGCGGCGGCGGCCCACCACCACCGUGGAGCUGGGGGCGGCCGACCUCACCCCCGUGCGCCGCCAGCGCCACCCAAAGCUCGUCCUCCACGCCAUCCCCACACCCGACGGCACAAAGAUCCUCGUCUUCUCCAAACUCAUGGAAUUCGAUGAAGACACACGGGUAGCCGGAGGCAACAGUUUCGAGCUGUACGAUCCCUCAACUGACACCUGGGUUCUGCUCCCGGGAAUCCACCACGACUACUUUGAUGCGAGCCAUGCUUGGGCCCACAUCAUGGACUUUGCUUUCGUGGAUGAGACUACUUUCUUCAUACAGACGGCCAGGAGAAACUCACCAGAAAGCCAAAAAACCGUCUUCUGUCUCCGUCUCGACACUAUUGAUAGGGGCUGGCGGAGGCUGGGCCACUAUUUGGGGGCCGACUCGGUUUUCAUGCGGAGGAGCUUCGGCAGUUUUCUUGUGAUUGAGAAAACGCUGUGCGUGACGCCCUCUCACAUUUACGAUCUGAAGAGGAGAGAUGAAUGUUUGGACCUUGUGCUGGGGCCAUGGGCACCCGAUUUCCGCCAGUCGGCUCCUGAUUCUGUGUGGCUUCUCGAUGGCAAUAAGCUGGGGGGCAAGUACACGUUUUGCACUUUGACGGCAGGGAUAAGGAGAAGAACGAGGGAACCUAAACUUGUAAUGGCUCUCCACCACUGUGAUGUUGCCCGCUAUAGAGAGCAUGGGGAACUCAGCAAGAGCAUCUUGGCUGGGUUUAGCCCGUUGGUGAUCGUAUAUUUAAUGCGCCGUAAGAGAACUACUCGACUGGGUUCGGUUCGUGUUGGAUUAUCAGAGCUGGGUUUGAAUCCUUUGAGAUUAGGAAUCCAAGGCUGGGUCCAA
Molecule: messenger RNA, 1341 nt
Organism: Striga asiatica
Lineage: Eukaryota; Viridiplantae; Streptophyta; Magnoliopsida; Lamiales; Orobanchaceae
Source: the annotation of a GenBank genome assembly